AUGUAUGGCGCCGCUGUGCAGCUGAGCUGGUUUUUGACGAACUACAACUACACGCGGCUGUUCGUGGAGUUUGUGUGCGAGGCGCUGCCGCAGUGCGUCCUGCAGUCGUACAUAAUCGGGCGCCUCAUCAGCGCGGACGCGGCCACGAAGAUGGACCAGACCACCAUUGGGAUCAGCCUGUCGGUGUCCACCCUCAAUGUCAUCAAGUACGGCUGGAAGCUGCGCAAGGCCGCCAAUGAGGCGGGGAUGGCUCUCUGGGAGUAUUCAAAGUAUGUCAUCCUGCUCAAAGGAAACUACGAGGUGGCCCCCACAGUGCUGCAGCGCGCCAUCACCGACUGCUGCACCCUUGAAGGCUCCACGCUGCACGUCAACGGCUUCGUGCUGCGGGAGACGACGGUGCGGCUGGGGCCGGCCCAGCAGGCGUUCAUCCUGCUUAAGAGCUUCAAGCGCUUCAGGGGCCGCCACGUCACCACGCUGGCCGUGUCGGGCUGCCCGCUGCCUUGCAUCAACCGGAUCAUCCAGCGGGGCGUCAGGACGUUCCCUGAUCUGGAGGAGCUGGACAUCCAGGAGUGCGCGUUCAGGGGCAACACCUUCAAGACACAGGUGCUGCAGGCUCUGGAGGCCCACCCCCGCGUGUCGCGCCUGAAGCUGGAGGCCCUGUCAAAGGCUUUCAAGCCAAAAUACGGCCUCGAGAGCCUCGCCAUCUGCGUCCCAUGGUGGGACGCGGCAAUGAUGGCGGCCGCCGCGCGGCGGUUGGUCGACCCGGCCAGCCGGCUGGCGACGUUGGCUGUCGAGUUCCCCCAGGCUGGGGGUCGCCGUAGGGGCAGCGUGGCGGAGGUGGCGUUUCUGGGCAAGCGCGGCAGCCCGUCGCUGACGUCACUGCACCUGCACAACCACUCGUUCGACGAGGUGGCGGCCAGCGCGCUCGCGCGCGCUCUGGCGGGCAACGGGCGGCUGCGGGCGCUGAGCCUGCGGGGCAGCACGGUCGGCGACCAGGGCGCCUUUGAGCUGGCCCGGGCCCUGCGCUCCAACUCGACCCUCCGCGCCCUCGCCCUCCGCGCCUGCGCGCUCCACGACGGCGGCGCGUCCGCCGCCUGCGCCGCCCUGGGCGAGGCGCCGGCCCUCGCCUCCCUCGACCUGUCAGACAACGCCGGCGCGGGCUGGGCGCCGCUGCCGCAGCUCGCAACGGGGCUGCGGCGGGGCGCGGGGGCGGGGGCGCUGGAGAGCCUGAAGCUGGAGGGCUGGGUCGACGCGUUCCAAGAGGUUGACGAGCUGCCCGACCUGGGCGCCGCGCUGGGCGGGUCCCCCCGCCUCCGCGCCCUCAGCCUCGCCGCCUGCGAGCUCUCGCCCGCCGCGCUGGCCGCGCUGGCGCCGGGGCUGGCGGCGAGCGGCAGCCUGCAGGUGCUCGACCUGAGCCUCGGGCAGGGCAGCCAAAUGAUGCGCCAGCGGCUGGAGGUGCGGUGGGACGCCGCGGGCGCGGUGCGGCAAGCGGCCGGGCUGCAGCGCGGGGACGGUGGCUGCGCAGAUGGCGGCUGCGGCGGCGACGAGGCCGUCGGCAAAGGGGAUGAGAAUGUAGGCGGGAGCGGCCGCGGCAGUGGGGGCUUCCGAGGAUUGGCAUCGGAGCGGCGAGAGUUCGAAGAGCGACGGCGGCGCCCGCCGCGCGGCGCCGACUCGUCCGACGGCGCCGGCGACGGUUCCGGCGUGCGGGCGCUCUGCGCGUCGCUCCGCGCUCGCGCCAGCGGCCUGCGGGUGCUGCGGCUGCGCGGCCACGCGGUGACGGGCGCAGCGGCGGCCGCGCUCGCGGGGUGGCUGGCGGGUGACGGGUGCCGCUUGGAGGAGCUGGACCUGGGUAACUGCGGCCUGACAGACGAGCAGCUGGCGUGGGCGUGA
Messenger RNA from Monoraphidium neglectum, 1890 nucleotides. RefSeq lists its product as hypothetical. Gene Ontology annotation, molecular function: protein binding. NCBI's taxonomy places the organism in Eukaryota, Viridiplantae, Chlorophyta, Chlorophyceae, Sphaeropleales, Selenastraceae. Bases 1 to 1890 code for a protein of 629 amino acids. The record is from RefSeq and is a predicted model, not a curated record. The transcript is spliced from 17 exons.